ACGGACGGCGCCAGUCAAUGCCAGAGCGCGAAGCGGUCGCGUUGACAUCGGAGCUGCUCUCUAAUAAUACAUUGGAGAGAUACUUAUUUUUUUGCUUAUACGCGUAGUACUAAUUGUCGCGCCGUGCUACAAUUUUGUGAAAUCUAAAUGUAAAACCGAUGGAAACUGGAACAUCCAUCACUGGGGCUGUGUCAAUCAGAAAUCAGAAAUUGAAUCAAUCUUAAAUCGGCCGCUCGUAUCAUAUGGCUUGUGGAUCGGAGGGAACCGAACCUGACGAUCACAGCAAAAGUGAAACACGCGCUACAAGUGUGAGCAGGUGGAACGCAAAACAGAUCAGUUUCUUGAUGGCAUUGCAAGUGCUAUUCAUCGGCCACCACAUAUGCCUUUGAUAAGAACAUAAUUACCCUGUAACACACAUAUCAUAUUCCGAUAUGCCAUUGUUGUGGUCGUUAUGCCUGUUGUUAAUUAAGCCUUCACACAGUUAAGUGCACCACUUGAAAUGUACACAUGGGUAUUGGCCAUACAAAAAACCUCUUAAACACUCCCUUAUCGCCAGUCGGAUUCGGCCCCAAAGGGUAGACAAGAGUAAAAAGUGAUUUCUCCAGAUAACACAAGAAAGCGGGAAUGGUAGCCGGUAGACGGUAGCGGUAUCAGUAGAAGUAGAAGUUUCCCAGGCAACGGAGACGUCGUCGUCGUCGUCGUCGUCACUGUCGUUGAUAGCAGAGGCUACUCGUACGGCGAAGAGUAUAGGAAUACUCGUGAAUAAACUUUGCGAGCGACAGAGCUCGGAUCGGAGCUGUUGUCUCCUACCCACCUACAGAUCGCCCGAGCUCGAGCCCUUGGAUUUUUAAAGGAAGUCGAUCUUGUGACUUCAUCGUCGUGUGGUGCAACACAAAUGCAUUGUACAUUGUGCUAAUUGAACUUAAUGUAGAAAAGAGCCCAAGAAAUUUGCUUUUUUUCAAUUAAAUUCAAGUGACGAAUGCGACUCCAUCUCCAUGGCCAUUCACAAGUGACGAAUGUGAAUAAGUUCAAAAUUUAAAAGGUUCUCGUGCGUGGAAACUCAUUCGGAAUCGCCGCGGAAAACAUAAGAUAUAAACAAUGGCGAAAGUAAACAAAACGAAACCGAAUCACUGCUAAUCGCACCAUCGUCAACCUCCCGGAUUCACCACCCUGUCCGUACACAUUCCAAUGCGUCCUCUUUGUAUCUGAAUAUGGGUCAUCAUCAGCAUCAGCAUCGUGGUGAACAGAGCCCCAUGGUCGAAGGAGAUAUGGAAGAGGGUCUUGGCUACACCCACACGCUGAUGUAUGGCCGUUAUACCAAAGAUCUAGGAGAAUUUGCUAAGGAUGAAGCCAGGAAGCUCAAGUUACUCGAAAAGCGACGAAAGCAGGAAGACAAACAGCGGAAUAAGGAACUGCUGGGAACACAAUCGACAAGAGUGAAACAUAUAUCGUCAUGGAUCUGGAGGCAUACGGUGGCACGACUGGGCGAGGACUGGGUCUUCUUAGCGCUACUGGGUAUCAUCAUGGCCCUGCUCUCAUUUAUCAUGGACAAAGGCAUAUCUAUAUGUACAAACGCGCGUAUCUGGCUCUAUCGCGAUCUGACGUCACAUCCAUUCGUGCAAUAUAUAUCUUGGGUUUCAUUGCCGGUCUGUUUGAUAUUGUUUUCUGCCGGCUUUGUGCACCUCAUCGCUCCGCAAAGUAUAGGUUCCGGUAUACCUGAAAUGAAGACCAUACUGCGUGGCGUUCAAUUGAAAGAGUAUCUCACAUUUAAGACAUUAGUGGCCAAGGUAAUUGGUUUAACGGCAACUCUGGGCAGCGGUAUGCCAUUAGGAAAGGAAGGCCCUUUCGUACAUAUAGCAAGUAUUGUAGCACAAUUAUUAAGUAAACUUGUCACAUCAUUCCAAGGCAUCUAUGAGAAUGAGUCGAGAAACUCUGAAAUGCUAGCGGCUGCAUGUGCCGUCGGUGUGGGUGCAUGCUUUGCGGCACCCGUUGGCGGUGUCCUCUUUAGCAUUGAGGUUACCACCACGUACUUUGCAGUGCGCAACUAUUGGCGUGGCUUCUUUGCUGCCGUGUGUGGUGCCACGGUUUUCCGACUGCUGGCGGUGUGGUUCCAAAAUGCCGACACUGUGCGGGCACUGUUCUUGACCAACUUCACCACCGAAUUCCCCUUCGAUCCCCAGGAGUUGUUUGUCUUCGCCUUGAUUGGUCUGGUGUGCGGCUUGGGUGGCGCAUCCUACGUCUGGGUCCAUCGACGCUAUGUCCUCUUUAUGCGCUCGAAUAAGCGCAUGAACAAGUUCCUGCAGAAAAAUCGGUUCCUGUACCCUGGAUUCCUGGCAUUGCUGGUUUCCAGCAUAUCGUUUCCCCUGGGCACCGGCCAGUUUCUGGGUGGAGAGCUCAGUACCCACGAGCAGGUCACCCAACUGUUCAGCAAUUUCACUUGGUCCCGCGAUGAUCUGACUGUGGAACAGGCGGCAGUUGUCACCCACUGGAUGACCAGCUACACCAGUGUGUUUGGCAAUCUCGUCAUUUAUACCCUUUUCACGUUUAUCUUCUCGAUUGUGGCCUCCACGAUACCGGUUCCGUCGGGCAUGUUUAUUCCGGUUUUCAAGAUCGGAGCGGGCUUUGGUCGUCUGGUGGGGGAGUUUAUGGCGGUGACAUUUCCCCACGGAGUACGCUACGGCGGACGUCUGUCCCCAAUUAUGCCCGGGGGAUACGCCGUUGUGGGGGCCGCUGCCUUCUCUGGCUCCGUGACCCAUACGGUGUCUGUGGCGGUGAUUAUAUUCGAGAUGACUGGCCAGAUCACCCAUGUGGUGCCUGUGAUGAUUGCCGUACUGGUGGCCAACGCAGUGGCAGCACUGCUCCAACCCUCCAUAUACGACAGUAUUAUAUUGAUUAAGAAGCUUCCGUACCUUCCCGAUCUUCUGCCCUCGAGCUCCGGCAUGUACAGCAUAUUUGUGGAGGACUUCAUGGUGCGGGACGUGAAGUAUAUCUGGCACGGCAUCUCCUACCAGAAGCUCAAAGAAGUCCUCAAGACCAACAAGACCCUGAGGUCGCUGCCAUUGGUCGACAGUCCCGACAACAUGAUCCUGCUGGGGUCCGUGCAACGCUACGAGCUGAUCAAAAUGAUUGAGAAGCAUAUUGGCAGAGAGAAGCGCAUGGAGGUGGCACAAAAAUGGCAGAAGGAGGCCGAGGAGCGGGCCCUGGAGGAGGAAAAGAAGAAGCAAGAGGUUGAGCUUCGAAUGCGCCGUCCCUCGCGAUUUGAAGUUCUCCCAGCUCCGGAUAUCCUAAGCUUGCGACAGAUUGCCAACGAUGAAAUGCUUCCGCCCAAGAAACGUGCCGAAACUAUGCACAGUUCGCUCACGCCCAGGAAAUCCAUCCUGAAGAAGACAAACUCCUUUAAUCUCAAGACCUAUGCCCCCGCUGGCCUGCACCACAGUCCGAGCAUCACGCCGUACACCACGAUAACCGGCAACUCCGAGUUCCGCAUCCGUUCCGCAUUCGAGGCCAUCUUCAAGAAGUCCACCACGCUCCAAGAUGUCCAGCCCGACGCCGAAACGGGCUCUCUCUCUCUCUCCCCGGCUGCCAGCAACAACGAGGUCGAAGCACAGCAGCGAACUGCGACGCCCAGCACGCCUGGUGUAUCCAAAAAGGUUCAGCUGCAAGCACAAAAUAAUUGGAAUUUCGUGACAGAUCAAAUUAUGCUGCAAGUAAAUCCCAUCUCUACGGAUGUCUCUGCGGCACAAACGGCAAACAAUAUGCCGGCUGAGAAGGACACCAACGAAAUGUUGGUCGAAAAUGGGGAUAAUGGGGAUACAUUUAGCUCGAGUCGAACUCUUUGCAAAGAAGUUCUUGGCGAUCAGGGCAACAUUAAACACAACUCAAAUAAAGUUGCGGAUUCGGAUGCCAGAAUGCCGUUUGUAGUGCAGCUCUCUGCGGAGAAGGAUAUGCCGAGUGUGAAUAGCAAAGAAACCAAGAAAAAGGCAACAAGGAUUCGAUUUUAUGAUGAAAAUACGAACCAAUAUAAUGACACCGAAACGAUAAGACCUAACACAGGGGCUGAGACAAACAAGACCAGUCAAAAGACGAAGUCCGUGCAACUGCCAAGAGAGCGCGUUAUUGACAUGUCCCCCGAGGAUCAGAAGAAAUGGGAGCUCGAGGAAAUGCUGAAGGCCAUCGAUUUGCAGAAGGCAAAUGUGCACAUAGACCCAUCACCGUUUCAACUUGUGGAACGCACCUCAAUACUUAAGGUUCAUUCAUUAUUCUCGAUGGUGGGCAUCAAUCACGCAUACGUCACAAAGAUCGGAAGACUUGUGGGUGUUGUGGGACUUAAAGAGCUGCGAAAGGCCAUUGAAGACAUCAAUAGCAAUAGUUUUGUUGUUUCCACACGCGACGAAGAGGUAACCGAAGCCGAGACCAAGACUGCAGUGGAGAAGCCAUUGCUGCCGUUGAAUGCCAGUGACAAGGCUGUGGACAUGACAGUAACGUCAAUGGACUCGGCCUUGUCGAACUCUGAGAACUGUUCCGACAUCGAAAUGGAACACAUAAAGCAUAUGGAACUAAAGCGGCCAUCGGUGACUCUCACACAUGAGACAUCCGCACCGAAGGACACAAAUGCCACUGAAAAAAGCAAUCAUCAAGCUUGAAAACCUUUGAAGAGCUCUAAAAAUAUGCAAUACGUUUGUAAAGAUCAGUUAAUGUCUAUAAUAAGCGCAGUCGUCGAAAGUUAUUAUGUAUUUAUAUCUCGCUAGUUCAUAAAAUGACAAAGAUAUCGUGAUUUACGUUUAAGUUGAAAGGAAAUGGAGAGCCAGUA
Drosophila subobscura is the source of this 4810-nucleotide messenger RNA. It is a transcript of the gene ClC-a, whose product is annotated as chloride channel protein 2. The coding region runs from base 1212 to 4643 and encodes 1143 amino acids. The transcript has 17 exons. Lineage: Eukaryota; Metazoa; Arthropoda; Insecta; Diptera; Drosophilidae. Gene Ontology annotation, biological process: transmembrane transport; chloride transport. Gene Ontology annotation, molecular function: voltage-gated chloride channel activity. The record is from RefSeq and is a predicted model, not a curated record. Gene Ontology annotation, cellular component: membrane.